Messenger RNA from Chenopodium quinoa (quinoa), 5627 nucleotides. RefSeq lists its product as uncharacterized. The coding region runs from base 81 to 5219 and encodes 1712 amino acids. The transcript is spliced from 5 exons. The record is from RefSeq and is a predicted model, not a curated record. Lineage: Eukaryota; Viridiplantae; Streptophyta; Magnoliopsida; Caryophyllales; Amaranthaceae.
UAAUGGUACAUUUCUUUAAAACAUAAUUCUGAGAUAUUGUUGUGUGAAAUUUGCAAAGGAGGAAACAAAAUUCUGGUACAAUGGAGGUUGCAAAGCAACAUAUUGAAGAAAUAAGAAAAAACACCUUCGAAAUUGGUGUGAGAAAAAACCCUUUAAGGCAAAUGUUACGAGAAGCUGUUAAGAAUCUCUCUGCUGCUUUAUACUCAAAAGAUGUUCAUUUCUUGAUGGAACUUAUUCAGAAUGCUGAAGAUAAUGAGUAUCCGCAAGGAGUUGAUCCAACCUUGGAGUUCUUGAUAACAUCUCGGGAUAUAACAGCCACAGGGGCUCCGGCUACAUUGUUGAUUUUCAAUAAUGAGAAGGGAUUUUCUAAGGGAAAUAUGGAAUCCAUUUGCAGUGUUGGUACUUCUACCAAGGCUGGCAAACGCAAAAAUGGUUAUAUUGGAGAAAAAGGAAUUGGGUUCAAAAGCGUGUUUCUACUGACAGCUCAUCCCUAUAUCUUUAGUAAUGGCUAUCAAAUUCGUUUCAGUGAAGCACCAUGUCCUCAAUGUGAUGUAGCCUACAUAGUACCUGAGUGGGUUGAAUAUCCCUCAGUGGCUGAUAUCCAGCAAGUGUAUGGCAGUAAUAGAGCCCUUCCGACUACUACACUGAUACUGCCUUUGAAGGGUGAUAAAGUGAAAGCUGUGAAGGAGCAGCUUUCAAGUAUCCAUCCUGAGUUACUCUUGUUUCUCUCAAAAAUCAAGCGUCUUUCAGUGAAAGAGCACAGUGAGGAUCCAAAACUCAACAUCAUACGAGCUGUUUCCAUUUCUUCUGAAACGGAUUUCAAAUCAAAGAAGGAUAUUGAUGCUGAGUCGUAUACAGUACAUUUGAUGGCAGAAGAAGAAGGUAGUCCUGACAGCGAUGGUGAAUGUGGCUACUAUAUGUGGAGGCAGAAGUUUCGUGUCAAGGAUGAAAACAAGGUUGAAAAGAGGAAGGAACUCGAGGAGUGGUCUAUUACAUUGGCCUUUCCAUUUGGCAAGCGUCUGAAUAGAGGAAUGAUAUCUCCCGGAAUCUAUGCAUAUCUUCCGACUGAGACAGUUACAAAUUUGCCUUUCAUAAUUCAGGCAGAUUUCCUUCUUCCAUCAUCUCGUGAGACUAUUUUGUGGGAUGACAUAUGGAACCAAGGGAUUCUAGACUGCAUUCCUUCUGCUUUUGUCAAUGCAUUUGUUGCUCUUGUCAAGACGAGGGAAGAUGCGCCUACCUCUUCUCUGGCAUCCAUGUUUGCUUUCUUGCCGGUCAAAGACGCAUGUCACCCAAAGUUAGAUGCAAUCAGGAAUUCAAUCAAAAGGAGACUGCUUCUGGAAAAUAUUAUUCCAUCUGAGUCGCAUUCUGACCAGAAAAUUUUCCAUAAACCUCAAGAAGUUGCCCGGUUGAACCAAUCUUUCUGGAAGAUAUUGUUGAAGGCAAAGCAGAAAGGGAUGAAAUUGCACAAUCUUUCAUCUCUAGGAAAGCAUAUAUUGCAUUCUUCUUUCGAUGUAGACAGGUACAACGAUGUGCUUAGCUUCCUUGGUGUGAAGCCCGUUGACACAGAGUGGUACCCAAAGUGCAUCCAGAGUUGUAAUCUUGUCAUGGGAGUUGGGGAAGAGAUCUAUAUUGAGUUGCUUCAAUUUCUUGCGCGGUAUUGGUCAAGUUUUGCUACGGCUAAUAUGGUAAGUAUACCCCUACUGAAGUAUGUAGGUGAUUCUGGGUAUGUAUCUCUUCUUAGCAUAAAUGAAGCUACUCAGACAAGUGGUCUACGUUUGUGUCGAUCUCAAGAAGCACAACAUAUUUCAUGGAUGAUAGACUGGAGUAAAGAAUUUAGAUCUGCUGCAAGACUAGUUUUCUUACCCGAGAAAACGCAAAGGGCCAUCUUAGGAGUGAAAGAUGUACUUACCUGGUUGAAUGACUAUGUGAAUGUUAAUACUUUUCGCAUGGAUGAAUUUGCAAAAGAGCUUCACCACUCAGUGGGAAACAACUGCAGAAUGGUAUUUGUUUUUGCACAUUUUCUACAUCACACAUCUUCCAAUGGAUUUUUGAAUGAGAUACAGUUACGACAAUUAAGUGAUUGCAUGCCACUAGUGAACAAUUUCAGAGGUGUAUCUGUAAGAAGAAAGGGUGUACUAGUUCCUGCCAACGGGAGCAAAUGGGUGAAUCUGAUAGGUGGUUCCAAUUUUUGGAGGGAUCAAGAUUAUGUGGUACUAUCUGAUGAAUAUUUGCAUUCUGCGCGAUAUGCUGGUUAUUUUACUCCGGAAAAGAAACUGAUGGAGCUCCUCAAAAGAUAUGCCGGUGCCUCUGAUAUUCCUGACGCAUGUCCUCCAGAUGCUGCCUUCCCUACUGUAAAUGGGCCAUUGAACAAAGAAAAUGUUUUCUUGAUGUUGGAUUGGAUUAAGAAGAUAAGAUAUAAAGGAAUCAGAAUGCCUGAUAAAUUUCUGAAUUGCAUUAAGAAUGGAACCUGGUUGAGGGUAACUAUGAGUGGUCAUCCUGUUUACAAACCUCCUAAUCAAUCAUUUUUUUCGAGUUCAUCAUGGGGAAGUCUGCUGCAGAAUGGCUCCCAAAUGGUUGAUAUUCCCUUGGUUGAUCAGCAAUUCUAUGACUAUAAAUUGAAUGAGUAUCAGGAGGAGCUAAAAGCAAUAGGGGUGAUGUUUGAUUAUGGUCAAGCAUGUAAAUUCAUCGGAAAUCAUCUCAUGGCUCUGGCUACUUCUUCUAAUUUGACUAGAACCAAGGUUAUCGCGUUGCUUAAUUUUAUACAAUAUCUGAGAGAGAAAAUGUUGUCAGUGGAUGAGAUUGUCAACGCCAUCAAAAAAGUGAGAUGGGUAAAGACCUCGUGUGGUGAAAGGUCCCCGGUUGAAACUGUUCUCUUUGAUAAAAGCUGGACAUCUGCUUCAGUAUUCAGUCAGAUUCCCUUUCUUGAUGAAGAGUAUUAUGGGUGCAGUAUUCAAGAAUACAAGGUUGAGCUUGAACUACUUGGUAUUACUGUGGGUUUCAAAGGAAAGCAUCAGAAUGUGCUUAACCAUCUUAAACCUUCAGUAAGCUGGAGCACUCUAAUGCCCGCCCAUCUCAUUUUCUCUCUCAAAUGCAUCAAAAAGUGUCCUCAUGCAUCAGCAAAACUUGUGACUACAAUGAAAGAUUCUGCAUGCUUGUGCACAAGUGUCGGCUUCAAGUAUCCCCGUGAAUGUUUCUUAUUUGAUCGUGAAUGGGGAUGUAUCUUACAGAUAUUUGAGGGUUUCCCAUACAUUGACGGCAGCUUAUAUGGUGACAAAAUAUUCAAGUACAGAGAAGCAUUACAGAAAAUUGGGGUGGUGGUUGAUUUUGAUGGUGCAACUAAGGCAUUUUCUAUAGAGUUUAAGCAACGAGCAACAAUUCAACAGAUUACUGCAGAUAAUGGUCUCAAAUUCAUUUCGUGUUAUAAAGAGUUGAAGGAUACACCGUUCACCCUUCAUGCUGAUCUCAGAGCAUGUAUUCGAGAUGCUAAAUGGUUAAGAACUCGCCUUGGUGACUACAGGCCACCCAAGGAUUGCAUUUUGUAUGAUUCAGAUUGGCAUCCAAUCUCUGAGAUUACGCUGCUUCCUUUUAUUGAUGACAGGGAGAGCUGCUAUGGGAAAGGCAUACAUGAAUUCAAAGAUGAGCUGAAGAGAAUGGGUGUAGUGACUGAUUUCAAGGAAGGCUCACAAUUUGUUUUUUCUCAUAUCUUUUUACCUCAAAAUCCAAGUGAAAUUACUCCUGUAUGUGUCAUGUCAUUGCUCGAAUGCAUUAGAAGCUUCCGGAAAAGCCAAGAUCCCCUCCCAGAGGAUUUUUUGAAACAGAUUCACCAGACAAAGUGGUUGAAGACCACUGUUGGCUAUAUGUCCUCAAAAGAAUGCAUGCUAUUUGAUCCGAACAAAAAGUCUUCGUUGCAGCGAUGUGAUGGUCCUUUCAUUGAUGAAGAGUACUAUGGGGCAAAUAUUUUGUCCUAUAAAAGCGAGCUUGCUGAUAUUGGAGUUAUAGUUGAUCUGUCCAGCAAUGUUGCAAACUCACUGCUUGCAUUUCACAUCAAGUCCCUUCAUGAGUUUGCUAAGAUUGAGCGUAUCUAUGAAUUCCUGAGUGAAGCUGACUGGAAGCCAGAAAAAGACGCUCCUGUGCAAAUUUGGAUCCCGACAACUUCUGAUGAUGGUGUGUGGGUUGCUCCGGAGGAAUGUGUUUUGCAUGAUGAUAAUCAUCUGUUCAGCUCUAGGUUGCAUGUUUUGGAUCAGAAGAAUUACAAGCCGAAGCUGCUUACUUUCUUCUGUAAGGCCUUUGAUGUUAAAAACAGACCCUCAACUGAUGAUUACUGUAAGCUUUGGAUGGAAUGGGAGAAUUCGAGGCGUGUGAUAUCACACGAUGACUGUUGUGCCUUUUGGGUGCAUGUUAUUAGGCACUGGAACAAAGAUACUAAGAAAGUAUUUUCUAAAAGUGUGUCUAAAAUCCCUGCAGAUUCCUAUGGCUCGGGUGAUAUUCUGUUGCUUAAUAAGCAGGACAUUUUCCUCCCUAAUGAUCUCUUAUUGAAAGAUCUUUUUGAAAUGGCUUCUCCUUACUCUUUCUUUGUCUGGUGUCCUGCAAGAAACCAUCCCUCGAUUCCUCGAGCUUUACUUUUUGAUACGUACUCCAAGAUCGGGGUAAGGAAGAUAUCAGAUUCUGUUAAAAUAUCAGAGCUGUCUGCUGUGGAUCAUGGAGAACUGAUUGUGGCGAAAUUGAAGGAUGCUUUUAUUGUGAAGGGGCUUGUAAUGAUCAUUUUAGGAUUUCUCUCCGAUCCCUCACUGAAUAUAGAAACAAAACGGAGGCAUGAAGCUGUUAAAAAGCUCCUCAAUGUCAAAGUCUUUGUGAGUCCAAACCCCAUUACUAGAACCUACAGCUUAAUGAUGAGUUCAGGUAGUGAUGUCACAGCUAGCACGCGUCAAUUGGUGCGCUGGGAGAGAGAUACUUCUGAGUUUUUCGCCCAGAAACUCGACAGAUCAGGUGCUCGUAAGACUGUCGUAGAAUAUGCAACAAGGUUUUCUCAAGUGGUAUCUGAAGGGUUGCUUUGGGAUGAGGAGGAUAAAAUUCAUCCACUUUCCGAGCUCAUUAAGUUUGGAUUCUUGAUGGACUUUGAUGAGGAUGCUGUUACUUAUUUCAUGAAGUCGAAAAAUUUGCAGAUCUUUCCUGAGGAUGAAGAGUUCAUAUCCUCUGCUUUCCCUUCCCUGAUACAGUAACAUAGAAGAUCAAGUGUAAAUCAACCAGAAUGAAGAUUGCUGAUUCUGCUGUGAGCAUCAGGUGUACUUAUUAGAGGAUGGAACUUAAAGCAGCCUUGGUUUUCUUAUGUCCUCUACCUGUCUAUUUUGGUUCUUCGUGAAAAGGCAAACGUCUUACAAGAACUUCCUCGAGGGCAAAUAUAUAGUGGUGAACCUGAGUUUGACAGUCAGUCCGUUAAGGUCAGCAGAGUGUUCUUUGUUAGCAUUAUCGUGUUUGUAAAUGUGUUAUUAAAAGUUUCUAAGAACAGAGCUGCUAUACAAUAUCAAGUUGAUGUUUUUCUAGGCCAGCUGAUUUCUUUGCUGUGUAAGUUGUUAAAUAGUACAAGUAAUGAAACUUCAUGGCAGCUUUGUCAUCUUGCUGAGUUCAAA